Messenger RNA from Strongylocentrotus purpuratus (purple sea urchin), 4586 nucleotides. RefSeq lists its product as uncharacterized. The record is from RefSeq and is a predicted model, not a curated record. The coding region runs from base 39 to 4571 and encodes 1510 amino acids. Gene Ontology annotation, molecular function: zinc ion binding; DNA binding. The transcript is spliced from 12 exons. Lineage: Eukaryota; Metazoa; Echinodermata; Echinoidea; Camarodonta; Strongylocentrotidae.
GCAAAAGGAAUGUACUGUACAAGUCUAUGUAGAUCAAUAUGGCGCGCCUUCGUUUCCCAGGGAGGCCUGGCCACAGAUAUGGACGAUCACUGGUGCGAUAUCUUCCAGAAAAAGAUAGAAAUCGUCAGCAUGCAUUCUUUGCACGUACAGCAGCCAUCCAGAGAAAUUUGAAGUGGUUUUAUGAUCUUUUUGGUGACUCUGACGAGGAAGAUGAUUUCCAAGGCUUCUCAACCUCGGAGAUCGGUGAAUUGCCGUCACCCCUUAGGCGCAAGAAAUGGACGAAGAAGGAGGACCCGUCGCUUUCACCCAAGAUCAAGAAUGUCAAAGCCGCCUGGCCCAUCAUGGGAAGGAGAGCGGGAAGAGAGAUUCACUACACCAGAGGCGAUUCCUGCGCAGAGAUGAAGAGAGGAGAGUGGAACACGUCCAAACCAUACAGGACAAAGCAGUCAAGGGUCGCUGAAGGAAGAAUACAGAAGCUGAAGCAGGGAAAGAAUGGCAGCUUGGGUGUCGGCAAUCGCGAAAAGCGGUCAGUCGGUCGGCUGUCAUACAGGGACAUGGUUAAAGGUUUGGAUAUCGUCCGACCAAAGCUUAUUCCUCCAAAGCCACCGAAGAUCAAGGAACCGACAGCCGCUUUUACAAAGGUGGGAGGAAAGACCACAGGAAAGAUCCGUUUGCCGUUCAUGAUGCCAAAGCAGAAAGCGGGAGCGGCAAAGACGACAAAUCCUACAAAAUUCAAGAUAAAACUUCUUGGUGAUGGGAAGCAAGCUCAGAUUGUUAAAGGACGUGGAAGCCCAAGGAAGGACACAGGGGUGCCGUGGGGUAAGGCCAAGCUAGAAAAGGCACAGCUGUUACUCAAGAAAGCAAGAGGCAAGAAAUCUGAAUCGUCACCCAUGAAAUUUAAGCCAUGGGGAAGGAAGAAACUGUUGAUGGCUGAAGCUCAAAAUGGAACAUUGGACAAGGGAGGGAAAGUGAUCUGUGUGCCAAAAUCCAAACAAGUCAAUGUGUCAAAAGCCAUGGAGCUGGUGAAAAAGGCAAAAGGUGCUCAGAGGAAGGAUCAAGAGGUCUUUGGCUCAGAUACGCCUGGUAAGAGAUCAGUCAAGUGUUCUAGCAAGCUGGCUGAUAUGGACAUGAAAGGGGUCGACCUUCAGUUCCUGCAUCGGAAGGUCACUCCUCCAGCCAAAAAAGGGACUCUCUCUAAACAAGCUGGUUUGAAAUCUAAGAAAAAACUGAAGUUAGAUGGCAAACUUGAGCCUAAGACGCCUAAACCUUUGAAGCCCAGCUUUGGCUUCAUCAUGCCUGUUGUGAGCUCCCGUUCGUUGCGGGUAAUCAAGCCAACAAAAAGGUUUAUUGAGCAAGAAGAGUUUGGUUCCAGUCUGUUAACAUCACCGUCGGGCCAGGACUCCGGUGACUGGUCUGAUAUUCCUUCAGAUUUAGAUGGUUCGUUCUUAACCACUGGAAGCCUACAGGCAACGGAGAAUGACGAUAUCAAGAAACCCUCAAAGCCACCCCAAUCAGAUCAUACUGAACUGUCAAUGAAAGGCACUAAGAAGAAGAAAGCCAAACACAAGGAUAAGAAAGAAAAGAAACACACUGCUUUUCAAGAUGAAUUUUCGAAAUCAAUUAAGAAAAAGAAAUCCUCUCGGAAAAGAAAAACUAAGGUGAAGUCUGAAAAUGAAACUGAUAAAGAAUACAGCCCACAGUCAGAAGAAAAGAAAUGUAGGGAGGACAAACGGUUGUUGGCAAUGAUCAACGCAAAGAUCAAGAAUGGGACAGCCCUUACUGAAUCUCAGGAGGAAACAUUAUUAGGCACAACUGAAGCCAAGUGGCAACCCUUGAGAGCCGUUUACAAGAAGGUUGUAAAGAAGGACACAUUAAAUGAAGAAGAAUCUGCAGCUUUGAGGACAUCUCCUCUGGUAUUGUUCCAGACCUUGAGGAAUGGGGAGGAGCUCAUGCACAUCCGAGGCAGAAUCGACGGAUGUGCCACUGUUGGUGAAAUAUUGGAGAAGACCAAGACUGGAAUGGAUCUUACUCCGGGGGAGAAGGAAAAGAUGGAUCGUUACCGGAGAAUCACUUCGGAGAGGCAGGCAAUACUUCGGUCAAAGCAAAGAGCUGAGAGGUUGCUGAAGGAAGGUGAAGCUGGCGAUGGUGCCCCUGUUAAUCCAAAUAGCAUGAGCCCUAGGGCAGAUGGAAGUCCAAAGGUGAAUGCAACCAGCUCAAGUCCUCGGGCAAAGAAGAAGCCAGAGCUGACUGAAGAAGAGAAAGCCAAACUGUUGGAACAGGAACGUGAGCGGCUGAUGAAGAAGUUCUUGGAGGAGAAGGAGAAUUACGUCAAGACAGUCACAGAGCAUAGAGAGGCAGCUCCAGCUGACGGACUACCAUCAAUGAGGGCGCUGUAUAGAAAGGCGAAGGAGGGAUUAGAGCUCACUCCUGAUGAGAUAGAAAGGAUGAAGAAGGGAAAAAUUAUCACUAACAGGAGAUGCAGACUCCGUAACUUGAAGAAAAUGCUCCAAAAGGUUUACAAGGGUUCCGGGAAAGAGAAAGAAGUUGCAAUGCUUGACGAUCAGGAACCUGAUGGUCAGGAACCCGAUGGCCAGGAACCCGAUGACCAGGAACCCGAAGGCCUAGCCCUGUCAGGAGACAGUCUUGGACUCUCUCCCAACUCCCGCCGAUUACUUGCCUUAGGAUCAGAGCUGUAUGAAAGGAACAGUAAAAUUAAGAAGAAAAAAAAGAAAAAGAAGAAUAUUCUGGACAACACAUUAUCUGUAGGAUUAGGUAGCAUCAUGCCAAUGUCAAAAGUUGAACGUAUGAAGUGGAAAAAGAAAAAGAAAAAGAAGAAAGCCAAGGGAGGCAUGACCAAGGAAGAAAUCAAAUUGCGGAAGAAGAAUGCCUCAUCCAAGCUGCUUUUGAAGGCGAAGCAACGCAAGCAGAAAGGGAAGGGGAUGAAAUUGAAAAAAUCUGCGGCAAGGAAGCUGAAACUUGGAGCUGUCUUGGAAGACGAGAUGGACAGCCUGUCCAGGAUGAAGAGCCUUCUACAUGAUAAACUUCUCAGCCCUGCAGACAAGACUUUACAAGAUACAGUGUCUCGUCAGAUGGCUGAUGCUUUGGAAGCAGAUAUGUCUCCUGAUCAGACGGAAGCAUCCAACGCCAAUGUACACCAGGUUGCCAAUGAAGUCACCGUGGGGAGUGUUGCUGUGUCGGGUGGACCUCGCAUCAAGCAUGUCUGCAGGAGACAAUCCGUGGCCCUGGGCUACUCACCAGCCCGCUACGAAGGACAGGGGCCCACCAGCCAUGAUAGCCUCAAACUGAGUGCUCUGCCGUUCAAGGAGAGGAAGAAGCUCUUCACGAGUGAUGAUGACAACAGUGACACUGAAACUGGGUCAGAGGGUGAUCUCUAUGGCAACGAAACAUCGCCCCGACUCUCCACCCGAAAGCGGAAGCCGACGGCCAAGAAGCGUGCCAUGGAGGGGUUCCUCACAAUGGACGAGGAGGCCAAUUAUCUGGAGAAGAAUUAUUCAGACUUUGCUACCAAGAAAGAGGCAAAAAAAGUCUUGAAGCUCAAGAAAGCCUUGCAGCAGAAGUCUGAGAUGGCUUCGAUGUCGACGCCCUGGUCGUCGAUGCCCGAAGGAGAUGAGGAGCUUAAUGUGAAAAGGAGGUCGAGGUGCGGACAGUGCUCAGCCUGCUUGCGCAAAUACGAUUGCAAGAAAUGUGCAAACUGUCUGGACAAGCCCAAGUAUGGUGGUCGCGGUACCAAGAAGCAAGCGUGCAUACAUCGUAAAUGUCACAAUCUGGUCAAGAUGAAGAUGUGGAGGUUGAAGCAGAUGAAAGCCAAGAAACUCCUGGCUGUCCCAGAGCAAGCACAAAAGGCUCCGUCUGUUCCUAGACCUGCUGGGGCCAGGAUAAAGAGAGCUGGAGGGGACGUGCUGGAUGAACUAGCCCUGGUCCCGAGCAAUAAGAAGGGCCAAGCGGGGGGUGAGAAGACUGAUGCGAACUCCAAGUCGCUGAGGACUGUCAAGUUUUCUAAGAAGAUCCGUGGUAAACAUUUCAUCAAGACUGACUUUAAGGAUGACUAUGAUAUGUCUGUUGCAUGGAAACGUGGAAUGGUGAUCAUUUCUUCAGACCCUAUGAUACCCAGGACUAUAUGCUAUCUAUGUGGCAGCAAUGGCAAACAUGAGCUGGUGUAUUGCAACGUUUGCUGCGAGCCUUUCCAUGACUUCUGCCUGGAAGAGGAUGAACGCCCUCUCCCUGACGAAAAGGAGAACUGGUGCUGUAGGAACUGUCGGUUCUGUCACGUCUGUGAUCACCAAGAUAAGCUGUUGACUUGUCAUAAGUGUCACUGUAGCUAUCAUGCAGAGUGUCUUGGUCCUAACUACCCAACAAAACCAUCCAAGAAGAGGAAAAUAUGGGUGAGUAGAGCUUAUAUUCAUUAUACUAGUAUUUCAAACAUAAAGAGCCGGUUUUGGGGUGUUCCCCCUCUAAUUAUUAUUAUGAUUAUUAUUAUUAAUUUGUUCUGUAAAUGUGUUAUGCCAUGUUAUUAUCAUUUUACAUCGUUGGUGUUUUACAAGUUAGGAUAAUAUAUACAUUUAAAA